Messenger RNA from Microsporum canis CBS 113480, 663 nucleotides. RefSeq lists its product as hypothetical. The record is from RefSeq and is a predicted model, not a curated record. Bases 1 to 663 code for a protein of 220 amino acids. Lineage: Eukaryota; Fungi; Ascomycota; Eurotiomycetes; Onygenales; Arthrodermataceae. Gene Ontology annotation, molecular function: acyltransferase activity, transferring groups other than amino-acyl groups. The transcript is spliced from 2 exons.
AUGCCGAUUCGUCUGGCGCGCUAUUCUGACCUGGAGGCGAUCUCGUCGGCCCUUGCGGAGGGCUUCCAUGAAGAAGAGGUGAUGGGCCCUCUCUUGCAUCCGUAUCGUCAAGAAUAUCCAGUUGAUUACUUGAACUAUUGGCGGCGCAAGUGUCUGGAAAAAUGGUGGAACUAUUCAUAUGUCUUCAUCGUGAGCUUUAUAGAGCAAGACCAGAAGCCAGACGAGAGAGAAGAUGGACGCCCUGAUGACCGAAGUGAUGACAAAAGCUCGGUGCGAGAGGUCAUAACAGGCGUUGCACAGUGGCAUCGUAUGGGACCGGGCUGGGAGGCCAUUUGGAAGCCCCUUGGGAGAUGGGAUCCAAGAGCCCUUUACGCAUCGCCUCCGCACCGUCAGGUAAACUGGUCGCUGAGCUGUCUUGCCGUGAGGCCAAAGUACCAGAGGCUCGGCCACGGCCGUGAACUGGUAGCCUGGGGGCUUGACAGGGCGCGAGAAGAAGGCAUAGCGGCCAGUGUCCUCGCAGCCAAAGGGAAAGACACCUUCUAUCGAAGAUGUGGCUUCACCGAACUGGCAGGAUGGGCAACAGAUGGUGAAGGGAAUCCUCUGAAGGGGGUUGUCGAAGGGGGCGCUGUGAUGUUUACUCGAGUAAAGGAGGAUGAUUUAUGA